GGUACACACAGUGAUGGUACUUUCUGUUCAGAAGAAAUGAUAUUCCUUGCCUGUUCCUCUCUGAAAACUGAGUUCACUCAGUGGGAUCGGUUUCAAAUGACGCAAUCCUUUAUUUUUAAACCAAUGACCUCAUCCCUCGUUGAAGUUUACUGACCAGCAAAAACUCAAGUUUGUCCUCCCUCUUGAUUUCUUUAUUUUUCUCAAUGAUAUUUGACUAAACAUGAAGUUGGAAUUAACCCACUUUUUUAGAGCGAUUCAAAAUCUUGAACUUGAGGAAACUGCGUCCGGAGCAGCAUAAAAAAGGGGUUUAUGUUCGAACUUGAGUUUCUACAGCGCCCAUCAUUAUAGACAUGUUUCUCCAAAUAUCUUUGCAUCAAAAAUCAAAAUGACUCCUGCUAGUAGAAGAACUAUAAUGGAUGCGUCUCUAACCACAGUUCAUCUGUGAAUGCAUCAGCUUUGCAGAAUUUCCAGUGCAGGUUUCACAUUAACUGCAGAAUGGACUUAAUCCAGCUGGACCAGAUGGAGAACCAGUGGGGUCUAGGUCAAGAGCAGAAAUGUAGAAGAAAAUGGUCAAAAUCAUCUCGGAUGUAGCCAUGGGGGAUAGGAUAUUGAAAUGCCAUUGUGACAGAAUGAACCAGAAACUCAAUUCAGUACGAAGAGUACAAGUGAAGAAAAGGUAAUGAAUGAUGUAAUCCAUCCCAGCCCCAGUGCUUCUUUUGUCCUAGUUGUGAAAUGCUAUGAAAUGGGUACCCAGCAUUGACUAAUGAAUAGAUUUGACAGCUUGCUUUGUGGAAUGGCCUUUUUGUAGUUGCCCGACAACAGAAGCAACAGAAAGCUAUUCACUGCAAGGGAUCUUCAGAAUGCAUUUGACUAUUCUUCUGUCGGUUGGAAUCAACAUGACAUCAUACAUUCCUUAUACAAUGGUGUGGCUUAGCUUUUAAGUACACAAGCCAUUACGUCAUCAUUGCAAAUUAGGGUGGGGGGGUACGUCUGUUGCCAUGGCGGAUGAUAUUGCCAGGACUCAACUGAUUGGUGCUGAGAAGCUGGUGGCACUCCUGGAAAGUGGCACUGCAAAUGUGCUGCUGAUCGACAGCCGUCCUUUUGUAGAGUACAAUACUUCUCACAUCCUAGAAGCAAUCAACAUCAAUUGUUCCAAACUGAUGAAAAGGAGACUGCAGCAGGACAAACUGUUGAUUACUGAACUCAUCCAACACUCAGCAAAACAGAAGGUUGAAAUAGACUUCAAUCAGGAGGUGGUUGUAUAUGAUCAGAGCUCAAAGGAUGUUUCUUCUGUAUCCCCGGACUCUUUCCUUACUGUUCUUCUGGGCAAACUGGAGAAAAGUUUCAGAUAUGUUCAUCUUCUUUCAGGUGGUUUUGUUGCAUUCUCAAACUGCUUCCCUGGUCUAUGUGAAGGAAAAUCUGCUAUAGUUCCUACCUGUAUCUCUCAGCCCUGCCUACCAGUUGCCAACCUUGGUCCUACUAGAAUCCUUCCUCAUCUUUACCUUGGCUGCCAACGAGAUGUUCUCAAUAAGGAACUGAUGCAGCAGAAUGACAUUGCUUAUGUGUUAAAUGCAAGCAACACAUGCCCGAAGCCGGAUUUUAUUCCAGAGUCUCACUUUCUCAGAGUUCCUGUUAAUGAUAGCUUCUGUGAGAAAAUCUUGCCUUGGCUGGACAAGUCUGUGGAAUUCAUAGAAAAAGCAAAGGCCUCAAAUAGUCGAGUCCUAGUGCACUGUUUAGCUGGUAUUUCACGUUCUGCUACAAUUGCCAUAGCGUACAUCAUGAAGAGAAUGAACAUGUCCUUAGAUGAAGCCUACAGAUUUGUGAAGGAAAAGCGACCAACAAUUUCUCCAAAUUUCAACUUUCUUGGCCAGCUCCUUGAUUUUGAAAAGGGGAUAAAAAGUGAAACAGGGCAGUCUGGACAAGUCACAAAGCUGAAGCUGCUACACCUGGAUAAAGCUGUAGAACAUGAGUCUGUCCAGGAUGAUGAUCACUGCAACUUUAUAACUUGUCUACCCUGUACCACCAUCUCUACCUCAGAAACUGUGGAUCAGAGUAUUGCAGCAGAGCCAGCUACUGUGUCAAAUGCACUUUUAGAUACUCCAGCUUUCAACAAUGAAGAGGAGUGUCUCCUGGUACAGGACUUGAGUGGUCUCCAUGUUUCUUCAGAAAAGCUUGAAGACAAUAACAGACUAAAGCGCUCAUUUUCUUUGGAUAUAAAAUCUAUGACAUCAAGUAGUAAUGUGACUGGGACAUUACAUUUUGCUUCUGCAGAGGAAACUUUGGACUAUUUUAGAGCUUCUGGUGCUGACAGCACAAAAGUUUGUCAAUUCUCACCUGUAGAAGAAGUUUCAGAACAGACUCCAGAGACGAGCCCUGACAGAGAAGAAGCUGUUGUGUCUGAAAGUAAAACAAGCUCAUGGCAGUCGCAUAGUCAAAGUAAACCAGAGAAAAUGGGUAGAUCCACCACUACGCUACGAUCCUUCAUGCACCCACUUCACCGGAGUGGAAGCAUGGAAGAUACCUGUAGAAACAGUUUUCUCUUUGGGCUGUCUACUAGCCAGCAACAUCUGGCACGAUCUGCUGUAGGAGUGGGACUCAAGGGGUGGCAUUCGGACAUUCUUAUGCCUCAGACAUCAGGUGCUUCUUUAGCUAACAGCUGGUAUUUUGCCACAGAUUCAUCACAUUUCUAUUCGACUUCUGCGAUUUUUGGAGGUAGCACAUAUUCUGCUUAUAGCUGUGGCCAGCUUUCUACAGGAUGUGAUCAAGCCUCUGCUGUGCGCAGGAGGCAAAAGCACAAUGACCGUGGUGAUUCAAGGCGUAGCUGGCAUGAAGAAAGCUCCUUUGAGAAGCAGUUCAAAAGGAGAAGCUGUCAAAUGGAGUUUGAAGAAAGUUUGUCAGACAGCAGGUCCCGAGAGGACCUAGGGAAGAUUGGAAGCCAGUCUAGUUUUUCUGGUAGCAUGGAAAUUAUUGAAGUAUCCUAAACAUAUGUUAAUUGGUUUCAUCUUCCUUGUAAAUGAUUUCCCUGCAAAUCUGAAAUUUUAAGAGUUUUUUUCAGAACUCUUCGAACUUUAACAGUAACUAUUUAUGCAAAUUAAUGCCUGCACUGGUGAGAGAAUAGUGAUGGGUUUUAAUUAGGAGGACAAGGAGUCUUCCACAAGAGUUCGCACUCAUUCUGAAGUAGUCGUAUGCAGCAAAUUGCACAUAAAUAAUAUUUUGAGAAGGAAAGCUUUCUUUGUAGGAGAAAAAAAAUCUGUUCUCAUUUAGUUAGAUUGCCAAGUCAUGAAUUUCAUAAAAAAAUCACCUACCCAUAUAAUUAAUCAAUGCACCUUGCCGUGAGACUGAGCCAGAAUUUGCGUUUAGAUACUCUCUGAGAGAGGGGGGGGACUGGUGGAGCAGCCAGUAAUGUGGCACAUAGUCAUAACUAGAUGGUCCUAAAUCUGCCUGAUUAGUACUCUAGUGUAAAUAGUGAUGUAAUUAUCUUGAUAUAUAAUUAGAUGAUUUGUCAGAGUUGCUUACAGCAAAUACAGUACCUCAGUGCAUUAAACCUAGGGUUGGAUGGUUGAUGCAUUGUGGUAACCCUAGUACGGUUAGGUAAUGUGAAUGGUAAGUUGACCAUUUAUUUUAGUUAGCUUAUGUUAUGUUUGCACCCAUUUUCCAUAGGUGUUAUAAGUAAUUGCAACUUAACCAGGUUCUGAUUGUAGUAUAUGGUGGCAGUGACUAGAACUAGUUCAAAUAAUCAUCACUGUAUUACAUCUGUGCAGCUGACAUUUGGGAAGAGAAAAAGGGGGACUUAAACCUGUAAUGUUAUCAGCUGGCUAGUGAAGGUGAUUUAUCAAAUGACACAUGGUAAUUAAUGAAGCCCAAAUGAAAAUAAGAUACUUUUUUUGAAUUUUUUUUUAACUGUAUGUAGCCAGUCCAUUCAAAUCUCAGGUUUUACUGUGGAAAAUGCCUUUGUUUAUUUGACAAGGUUUAAACAAUUUUGUAAAGACUGCAAGGGAGGGACGCUGCUGCUUUGCAAGUGUUUUAAGGAUACGUGUCAUUUAGUAACAGAGUGACUUAAAAUAGAUGCUAUAAAAAAAAUGAGACGCUGGUGAAAACCAAAAGUUUUGUAAUUUUAUGGUUCCAUGCAGAUGUGACUGAGAUUGUUUCAUCUGCAAACAUCAUGUGUCCAACUUUGUGCAUUAGUAUUUCUAUUUUUAAUUGUUCAAACUCCAUCUAUUGGUGGAAGAUAAGGCUAUAUUGGUUCAUCAGCUUUUAAAAAUUAAUUACAAGUAAAAUGUUUUGUACUUCGACUGUUUAGAAUGGCUACCAUGGGCUAAAUCUAGGUUCUGAGAUACUGUUCCUGUCAGUGGUUUAAAAAAAGUAGGUUUCAUCAGCUGCACUUUGAAAUGUUUCCAAACUACUGAAUUUUGUUGCAGAUUUUUUUUCCACUAGCAUGAUAAUUUGUAUAAAAAUGCAGUCAUUUUAUUUAGAGGUAUGGCUUACUAAAGGGCUUGUGACCUUAAAGUUAACUGGAAAAUACCUAAAUUCAGAUUCCAUCCACCAGUAGUAGUAGGUGUGAAACUGAAAUCCAGUUGUAUUCUUGCUGCAGUUUCAUUUACUUUUUGAGCCUUUCUUCAUUUUAGGUUGUGUAUUAAAACUGACCCCAGUUAUGACAGAGCAGUUUUUGAUUACCAUAAAACCUAUUAUUGCAAGGCGGUAUGAAGGUCUAGUCCAACUUUUCAGAUUUUAGCUUUUAAUUUAUUAAUUUAACUAGUUAACUGAACUGGUGCUUCAUAGACCUCUUCUUAGGCCACAAGGAUAAAUGCAGUGUAUGCAUGUAUGUAUAUAUUUGUGUGUUUGUGUCAUUACAAAAUGGGGAGAGAUGCAGAUUUUUUUUUUGGGGGGGGGGGGUCCAUGCAUAUAUGGAAAGAAUAAACAGCUGUACACAGCCAGUGGCCGAAAGUCAGAACUGAACUCUGGACAUUGAACCAUUGCGCUACACUGCUACAAACAGAUUAAUAUAUUGGUUAAAAGAAAUAAAACUAUGAUGGUCUAGGACAUUUUCCAGUAACCUAUUUAAUAAGCAAACACAAUGUCCCUAAUCUUCCUUCAGAAAUUAUUUGGGAAUAUUAUUUUCUUGAUUGUGAAUCUGCAUGAAUUAGGAAAUAAAACUGAAAACAGGAUAGAGCGCAUUUACCAUUCGUCUCUUGUUGAGAGGUUUGAAUAAAUUGGCCAUUGCAGCUUAUUUAUUAGUGAAUAAUUCAUGUACUUAGUUACACAGAAGGUAUGGAUAAUAGAUCAUUAUCUCUUUUCUUGCAGCAUCACUGGAUUUGCUUAUUAAAUGGGACAUCAUCAAACUAAGCACCUUUCUUCAACCAUGUGAUCCAUAGUAAUGAGCCCAGAAACUGUGACUGCUUGUAUCUUCAGACUGUUUACAUAGUAUAGAUUUCACUACAGUGCUGACAAUUUUGUUCUGUACUCAGUUUCAAUAUAUUUUGUCUGAUUCUCUUGCCCUGUCCAUUUGUGGUUUAUCAACAAUGUAUUGAUACCAAAGAAGAGAAGUUUUUUGUCUUUGUUUUACUGAGAAAAAUGUGAGAUCACAUCUGUUAGUUCUUCUGCAGAGAAACAUGUAACCUUUUAGAGAUGUGUAAAGCACAGCCUUCAUCAUCUGCCUUUUCAUUCCUAAGCAGGACUGAUUCUUUUAUAGGUGGUUGACUGCUUUGCUUGUGACCAUAGUCAUCUUUCUUAAUUUGCAAUCUGGCAAACAUUUUAUGUUCAAUCCAUGUCUACAAGAAGAGCCAUUUGUAUUUUAUUGAGAAACUUAAUGAAGAUCAUAUUAGGGAUGGUGUAGAGUACUAAACAGGAUUAACUGAACAUGUUCUCUAGCUAUUCAUUGGGAUGAUUUUCAAAGCAUCUGUUAAUCCUAGUCCCCAUUGAGAAAGAUUUUGACAUUUUAUGCCCACAGUCAGAGCCACAUGUCUCGUAAAAUGUUGAAAUAAUUUGCAAGAAAUGAGCAAAGUAAAAAUUACCAGUAUCAAAACUCUCUCACUUGCCAUCAUGUAGAAGGUCGUGGUGCUCACAUCACCUUACUACAAUCUCCUCGGAGGUAGCAUUACUUAAAGAAAAGGCAAUAUACUUUCUUUUUUUAAUCAAAAUCAAGUGUUUGCUUCUUUCAUCUCUUUGGUGACUUUGGAAUGGGAAAGUCGCAUUCUGAAAAAGUUGCCUGAAUUUCAUUGAUUCAGACUGUUGUACUUCAAAGAAAAAAAAUAAACCACUCACUGAGCACUGUA
Protopterus annectens (West African lungfish) is the source of this 6272-nucleotide messenger RNA. It is a transcript of the gene DUSP16, whose product is annotated as dual specificity phosphatase 16. The coding region runs from base 999 to 2981 and encodes 660 amino acids. The transcript is spliced from 9 exons. The record is from RefSeq and is a predicted model, not a curated record. Gene Ontology annotation, biological process: negative regulation of MAPK cascade; protein dephosphorylation. Gene Ontology annotation, cellular component: nucleus; cytoplasm. Lineage: Eukaryota; Metazoa; Chordata; Ceratodontiformes; Protopteridae. Gene Ontology annotation, molecular function: MAP kinase tyrosine/serine/threonine phosphatase activity; protein tyrosine/threonine phosphatase activity.